Messenger RNA from Cuculus canorus (common cuckoo), 4040 nucleotides. RefSeq names its product RIPOR family member 3 (gene RIPOR3). Bases 304 to 3129 code for a protein of 941 amino acids. The record is from RefSeq and is a predicted model, not a curated record. Lineage: Eukaryota; Metazoa; Chordata; Aves; Cuculiformes; Cuculidae. The transcript is spliced from 24 exons.
CAGGAUUACAGCACCAGAUGUGUUGCCACAGAAACAAUUUAAAGCAAGAAGGAACUGCAAGCAAAUUGUCUUUCUAGAGAAAAUGCAGAACUCCAGUUCUGGGUGUGGAAGGAAUGCAGAGCUCGGCCUCGCGCUUGUGUCUGCACAGGUUAGACAUGAACUCGCAGUGUGAAGUUUGGAUCUGAAUCUGUAUCUGUGUUUCACUGGAAGCCCACAGGGUGGCCAGUUUUGUCAAGUGCCACAAUCCUAUUCUGCAAGAGUGGUCUCAAUCAUAGAAGGUGGUAGACUUACUGACUGGCGAUCAUGUCAGUCAAACUGACGUUCGUCUCUCCUGGUGAUGGGAGUGGUAUCAGCAGGAGUUGUUCCUUCACUGGAUUCAGCACUGUGCAAAGCAGAAAAUUAGCAAAGUCUCUCAGCCGGAGUUCAGUGAGAUCAAGAAUGUCACUGAGAUCCCCCAAGGCUUACAAUUCCCUGCAGAAGGGGGCAGUCAUCUGGGAUCCAAAGCCACUGCAGGUGAAGAAAAUUUUUGAAGCUUUGAAGAAAGGACUUAAUGAAUACCUGGAAGCACAUCAGGCUGAAUUGGAUUAUCUCUCUGGUCGCCACAAAGACACAAAGAGGAACUCCAGAUUGGCUUUCUACUAUGAUCUGGAUAAGCAAAUCCGCUCUGUGGAGAGAUACAUCAGAAAACUGGAGUUUCACAUAAGCAAGGUAGAAGAACUCUAUGAAGCUUAUUGUAUCCAGUGCAGACUACGAGAUGGGGCCACUAAUAUGAAACAUGCCUUUUCCUUGUCUCCUUCGACCAAAGCCUCCAGAGAGAGCCUAGUGGAGCUUUACAAGAACUUCCAAGAGUGCACAGAGGACAUGUGCUUUAUAGAAGCAGCCUUGGAGGUUCAUCUGGGAGAGUUUCACUUGAAGAUGAAAGGGUUGGUGGGCUUUGCACGUCUCUGUCCGGGGGACCAGUACGAGGUUUUUGUGCGACUGGGGCGCCAGAAAUGGAGGUUGAAAGGCAAGAUUGAGACUGAUGACAGCCAAACAUGGGAUGAGGAAGAAAAGAUUUUUAUACCCACUCUCCAUGAGAAGUUUGAAAUUAAGGUGACAGAGCUGCGAGGACUGGCCACUAUUUUAGUUGGUGUCGUGACAUGCGACAGCAUAAACUUCUUUACAACCAAGCCUCAGGCAAUCGUUGUGGACAUAACUGAGCUGGGCACCAUCAAGUUACAGCUGGAGGUUCUCUGGAACCCCUUUGAUACUGAGAACUUGUUUUUGUCACCUGGAACCACUGCCAAAUUUUCUGUGGGUAGCAGGAAGAGCUCAUUAUACAACUGGACCCCACCAAAUACUCCCAGCUUCAGAGAAAAAUACUACCUGUCUGUUUUGCAACAAAGGCAAAGCCAAGGGGAUGUAAUUGAUGAAGCUCAGCCUCCCAGCAUAUUGAGCUACUUGGCUGCCUGUGAUUUUGACAUGCAUGGAAGGAGCAGUCUUCACAAUCCUGCAGAGACUAGUGAGGCCGACUCGUUCAGCUCUGAGGAUCAGAAAGGGACAGAAUCCAGAAAUACAACUCCAGCUCUAGACCAUGGGAUGUUGCCAUCGGUGAUUAUUCAAGAGAUUUGUGCAGAAGAGCGACAGCAUCCUCUUCCAAAUCACACAACUCUAGAUAUCCUGAAGAAGACUCCGUGUGUGGAUGGAUUUCCAAGUAACCCAUCUAGUUUUCUGAAUCGUCACAAAGCUAGUAGAGAUUCUUUCAACCAGACCAAAAAUCGCCGUCUGACAGAGCAAGAAGAAAGUAAGAAAAGCCUGAAUUCUGCAAAUGACCUAAAACUAGAUGGGCAUACAAAGUCAAUUGAUAAGACUCUCCAAGAAGUGUUAAAUUUGCUGAAAUUACAUGAUGUGGGGCAAGCCCAGCUGGAGAAAUUGGAAUAUCAGGUUUCAUCUCUGAGGGAUAAAUUAAAGCUAAAGACAGUUCACCACAAACAUUCAUCUAUGGAAAGUUUAAUGGUGGAGACAGUGCUGGAAAGUUUUGACUUUUUAAAUGCUGAUUGUAGUGCUGAUGAGGUCUCAUUGUUUGGAAGCAUAAGAACAGCCAGUACCAGCACGUACAAUGACAACGCACUUCAGUCCCUGAGCUGUGACAUGAGAACAGAAACAAGAGAUGUAACUACUGGCGAUGACAACUUAGACACACUUUUGAUAACCCAUCUAAAGCUGUGCAAAGGUCUUUUGCAGAGACUGAAGUCACCAAAUGUAGCCCAGGUUGUCCAGGAGAGCAUUUUGGAAGAAGUGUCGGAGCAGACGCGAGUGCUGGGUGAUGUCUUGGAUAUGUCUGUUGAAGAAAUUGUUCAGAAGACUAAGAAGAAGAAGCACUAUCUGAAGAUGUGGAGUGAUCUUGCAGAGCCUGGCAGCAUCUUGUUUGCUUCAGCAGAAAGAUUCCGUCAUGCACUAAAAUACACAUUGACGCUCAAAGUGAAGGAAAAGUACCCCGGUCAAUUAGAAGCAGUGUUGCAGAGGCUGCUGGAGCAGAUCAUCACCUGUGACGGGUUGCUCCCCUCUCUGCACCUCCAAACAGAACCAGUUACUUUAUUCCAAUUUUAUAGCUACCUGGAGAAACACCACAUUACCAGCCUGGAGAAACACUUUGGAAAGCUUGCUAGAGAAGUGAUGCUGAUUGAGGAGCUACAGUGCCCUGGGCGGCUGAAGACUCUUAAGAAAUUGAAAGGGAAGCGACUGAACAAACUCCAACCCCUACCGCAGACUUUACGGCUACUUGGGAUUUUACAGCUAGAUGACAACCACCGCGUCAGCAAAGCAGCCACAUCCUGCCUCUCCCAUGCAGCAGCAAACAGGAACUUCAGGGAAAAGGCUGUCUUUUUUUACACUGAUGUUUUAGCUAACUGUGAUGCAAGACUUCAGCAAGCUGCAUGUUUGGCCCUUAAAAACCUCAGAGGCAUUGAGAGUAUUGAGCAGGUUGCCCACCUGUGCCAGUCGGAAACAGAGGAAGUUAGGAAUGCGGCCAGGGAGACGACGCUAUCCUUUGGUGAAAAGGGAAGGCAAGCCUUUGAGAAAAUGGACAGGAUUUGCUGUGAGUUAAGAGGAACUAUACAAGAGGCUGACAUUGAAAUCACAGUAUUUUAAUAGUGGAAUAAGAGGAGCUGAAUCCUGUUGUCCUCACAACCACAUAUGGGUACCCAAGGAGUUUAUUUCUUUUGUUUAUCAGUGUCUGGUAUACUUAUGCCCUGCUCUAGGCUUGCUGCAUCCUGACAGAGUACAGGCUUAUUUCCAAAGUGGGGAAGAGUUUGCAGUCUGCACUAAGUGGACUGGAAUACAUUUGCUUGUUUGUCUGCACAUGAAAUAAGUGCUGGACAAAUAAAUAUUAGGAACUCUUAGAACAUGGAACCAGGCUGUCACUUAAAUUAAAAUCCCCAUCUCACUGGAAUUAUCUGCCCCUUCUCAAAGUCAAUAUGUUCUGUUUUCCCAUAAAGCAUUUUAAUAAUUUGGCCUUCUCAAAAAGAAGGGAUCGCUUUCCCAAAGUCCCCCUAAAACCUCGCAGACAGCAGGGCAUUGACAUCAACAACUGCCAUCCGCAGUAGAAAAACUGAGCAGCAUUACUUGGUGGUUUCCUUUUCUCGUUCCAUUAAGUUGCUUCAAAAGCCAGUUUCUUCAUAAUCAUCACAGCUUAGGACAGGUUCAGGCAAAGACUGACGGGGAUCUCUGCAGAGUGUAUCCUCGGCCGUUUACAGCAGGAAGGUAGGGAUGGCUCUGAGUAGUUCUGUUUUUUCUUUUAAAUUUGUUCCUUUAGUCCUAGAUCCACACUGCUCAGAAUUGCACACCCAGUGCCAAGCUCUUCCCUCCACACUUUUGUAACGUAGUGGAAGGGUCGCCCUAAAGAGGGGCCUGACUUCAGGUGAAACACUUGAAAGGGGGUGGCUUAUGUGUGUAUAUAUUUUUUUAUAUGUACAUUGCUUUUCUAUUCAAUAUUUAUUUGUUGGAUUUCAUACUAUUUUCUAAAAUUCUAAUAAAACAUUUGAAACACUUGCAGGAAGUUA